Messenger RNA from Debaryomyces hansenii CBS767, 4893 nucleotides. RefSeq lists its product as uncharacterized. Gene Ontology annotation, molecular function: phosphatase activator activity; rDNA binding. Gene Ontology annotation, biological process: rDNA heterochromatin formation; negative regulation of septation initiation signaling. Lineage: Eukaryota; Fungi; Ascomycota; Pichiomycetes; Serinales; Debaryomycetaceae. Gene Ontology annotation, cellular component: nucleolus. The record is from RefSeq and is a predicted model, not a curated record. The coding region runs from base 1 to 4893 and encodes 1630 amino acids. The transcript has a single exon.
AUGGCGAAGUUGAAGUUGAAAGUUGUUCUUGUUCCUAUACAAUUUUCAGAUGUUCCGUCUUCAAAUCUAGAUUCUAGUCAGAGUAGAAGAUUUUUGCACUUGGCAGACUCAGAUUCAGAUUUAGGUAAAGUAUGUGAUGAGCUUACAAAAAGAUAUGCUAAGCUUUAUCCUGAUGAUGAUAAGUUAGCUAUAAUGAGUCUUCAGGAUGAUGAUAGAUGUGAUUUAGAUCCAGAUUUUGAAGCAGGUGAAGCAUUAAAUUCUGGGGAUAUCAUUAGAGUGAUUGUGGAAAACGAACUUCAAAAUUUGAGCAAUCAUACUACCUUCAAUCAGCUGCUGAUGAUUGCAGCUGAUAGCACACCAGCGGUAAUGAGAUUAGUUGACUUGAACAAACAGACCCAGAGUACUCCUAUUUACCCACCUGCACCUGUACUUACUCAGGAUUCUACGUUUCCGACCAGUAGUCGUAAGCGAACUAAGGAGUAUUUUGAUCUGACAGAUACAAAUAUUCCUUCAAAACAUGCGAGACGGACAGUUUGGUCAUCGAGGAAUGAAUCGUUUAUAGAGCCUAAGGUGCCUGUUAUUCCUUUAACCCCACAAUUAAAUGUUUCGAAAAAACGCAAAAAUAAUUCAUCACCUCCUAAGACUCAAAAUCUGGAUAUAGAGGAUAUUACUGAGACCAAUAUUUCUUUACCUCCACCAGACAUUGGUGAUGAUCGUUCAAUUCCGCAGAAAAAGAGCUCCUCUACGAAACCAAAUGAAGAAGCUUUGCCCGGCAACAAACGUAUCACCUCUGGUAUGCUAAGUAUGCCUACCCAUGCGCAGUUAGAGAAGGAAGAAAUUCGUCAACCAAAAUUAAGUAAGCCUAGUAAACAUUACCUUUAUUCAAGAGCUUUAUACUCUGAUAUGGGGGGAUCAGAGACAACAUCUUCAGAUUUAGACUCGGAUGAAACCAGCUUAGAUUUUAAAGACAAAAGUCUUCAAAUAGGGGUAGAAAAUAUAUCGAAAGAUGAUGAAGUGGAGGACAGACCGCUUGCUUCAUUAUAUGAAGAAACCAUUAAAAACUCACCUAGUAUCCAAGAGGAAACUUUAACAAAGACUGAAAUUAUGAAUCUUUUCAAGAAUGGUAUGAAGAUUCCAGCAAGAUUACAAAAUAAGUCACAAAACGAGUCAGCCAGAUCUAGAAACUUGUCUGCUUUAAUGAAAAACCUUGAAAUUGACAUGGUUGACAAGAACCCCGUUUUAUCAUCAGAACAAAAACGGGCGACGAGGGCUGCAGCCAAAAGGAAGACAAGAACAGCUUUAAAGAAGGCUCAGACAAGUAAAAUUGCUAAUCCAGACAGUAAAGAUUCUAAUCUUAUGACUUCCCUUUCUGGUUCGCAGAAAGGUGCUCAUUCGAAAAGUUCCCAUCCGAAACGUUCGGAAUCGAAAAGUCCUGAGCGGAAAAGUUCUGAGCCUAAAAAUUCUGAACCAAAAAGCUCUGAGCCAAAAAGCUCUGAGCCAAAAAAUUCUGAGCCAAAAAAUUCUGAGCCAAAAAGUACUGAACCAAAAAGUACUGAACCAAAAAGUACUGAACCAAAAAGUACUGAACCAAAAAGUUCCGAACCAAACAGUAUUAAGUCGAAAAGUUCUGAGACAAAAGGUUCUGAGACAAAAGGUUCUGAGACGAAAGGUUCCGAUCCCAAAAGUUUUGACCGUGAAAUUUCUGAUCCUAAAGAUUCUGAUCCUAGACAUGCCAUCAAAUAUAUAUCGCACCCUUCAGAAUUAUUUAACUCUUUGAAAUCUAUAUCGGCCUUCAAUAAAGAGGUAACAAAUAAGAAUACGAAUGGAGUUUCAUCUUUUCAUAAUAAUAAAACCGUUAGUGGAUCAAGGGAUACACGCACGAAAGAUCCAGUGAAACAUAUCAAAAAGACUGAUCCAAAUAACAAUAAAAAGGGCAAGCAAUCUGAAUCAAAACAUGAAGUGGUCGACAAAAUUCAUGUGAAAGAAGCGGCGCCAUCUAUCAACAUUGAUUCAUCUAAUGACAUACAACUAAAGGAAGAAAUGGAGACAAAUGGACAAGAAAUAAAACCACACUAUCCGCCCGAAGGAUUUCAACCAAGUUUCACGGAUCUUGCAGGAACUUCAAAAUUAGGAGCACUUUUUGAAAAAAUGAAACAAUUCGAUGAAAAAUUGAAUGUUUUAAAUAAGAAAGGAAGGUACAAUACUAAACAACUUUCUCAACGUGAUAGCGAUAAUAUUGAAUCUAGCAGUCUGCAUAAGGACAGGAUAACAGAACCUCAGAUUAAUACCACCAAGCUGAUCAGUUCUCCUAAAAAUGACGCAAACACUAAUAAAGAAAUUCAUAGCUCUCCAACUAAGGAAGAACAAACUAAGAAUAGCAUACAAGUAGUCAAACCACUAACAUCAAAUGAAAGUAAGAAUACUCUAUCCGAGCAUAAUGAUGUUUUGCCAACAACCACGCAAUGUCAGCAAAUGGGCAACCUAGGUAUUUAUGCUAAUUUGAACUCCUACCCGAUCAGUUAUAAUAAUAUAACUUCCAAUUCUCAUUUCGCUAAUAAUACCGGCGAUAGGAAUAAUUCGAGUACUUUGAAUAAUUUACUGCAAGUAACCGAAACUAAAAAUAUUUCUAAUGUGAACAGUCCAAUAAGUAAGAGUAAUAAUAGGGAUAUACCUAGUACUAUGAACAAUCUAAUGAGUAAAGCUAAUGAUAAUACUUCUGUUCCUGGUAAUUCAAUAAGUAAGAGCAAUGAUAGGGGUAUACCUAGUACUGUGAAUAAUACAAUGAGUAAAGCUAAUGAUAAUACUUCUGUUCCUAGUAAUUCAAUAAGUAAGAGCAAUGAUAGGGGUAUACCUAGUACUGUGAAUAAUACAAUGAGUAAAGCAGAUAAUAAAGGUAUUUUUAAUAAUUUGAGUAGCACAAUUUUUAAAGCUAGUGAGAAGAGUAUGUCUAAUAUGAACAAAGCGAUGGGUAAAAAUGACAUGGAUAUUUCCAAUGAUAUAAGUACUACAACGAAUAAGACCAAUGAUAACAGUAUCCAUAGUUAUUUGGGCAAUACAAUGGGUAAACCAAUUCACAACAAUAUUUCUCAAAAUAUGAACAAUGUAAUAGGUAAAGUCAAUUAUAAUGAUAUUCAUAACGACAAGCAUAUUGCAAUGAGUAAUCAUAAUCCAGGAAUACUGAGAAAGAUAAUUGGCGACACCGCCAGUAAAAUAUCUAGUUUGAAUGACAAAAUAUCAAAUAAUGAUAAUGUUGUACUGGCAAGCAUUAACGGGGCUAAAAAAAUUACAGGUACCAAUCAUAUUGAAGACAAAGUUUCCGAUCAAGGCAAAAGUAUAGGAUCAAGUAAUACUGGCCAACAUGCUGGCGUUAAAUAUCCAUAUGUUAAAUCUAAUGUUACAAAUGGACCUGAGAAAACUACGGAAUUCUUGAAAAGUAAAUAUCUGCCGCAUUCUACGCCCAAUGAUCAUCGUAUCCAGAAAAGAGUUCAAGAUGUUUAUUCCACUCCAUACGAUCCUUCUAAACUGACGAAUGAUAAGGUGAAUAACUUUGAUUUCAAGAAAAGAAACCUUGGUACAAAUCCCAGCCGUCCUGUUUCAAGCAGUGGUAAUAACAUAGAUACUGUUGUGUUUUCAGCUACGAAUGGCUAUACUAAUCCAAAGGGUUUUCCUAAUCAGGAAAAUUUUCAAUCUCUCAAUUUGCAAAGACUUGAAACUAGUCGACAAGACUCUAAUAUCGCUAGAGAUAAUAAUUCAAACUCAAAUUCAAACAACAAUAUUCGAACCGAUGGUCUAGUACCUCCAAUUACGAAAAAUACUACUAAUCAGUUACAUAGAGCCGAUACAACUAAUGAUUCAAAACUCAAGGAUCUUUUUCUGAGAGUUGAUUCAAAGUUGCAUAAUUCUGCCGAAACUAACACAUCAUCUCCAGAGAAGCUGAAAUCUCCAAGUACACCGACUAAAGUGAGUGCACCAGCUAAACUGGCAAAGAUUCACGGUAUUACCCUUACCAAUUCAAGUUUAUCACUAAAUGUGGCUGGUAGUUCUAGAUUUGCAGAGCGUAGAAAUAAGCACCCUGCGGAUUAUUCAAACGUAUCCUCAAUUGCUAAACAACCAAAUGAACAUGAGAGAAUUAAAUUACGUGCGGAAAGUAUUAAGUCUAAUCCAUUUAUUCUGGAUGUGCUGCCAUUGCAUGGUGGUGAAGCGUUGAGUAAAGAAGAUGCCAAAAAAGACGCUGAUGAUUCAACUAAGCAAAAGAAAUUGGGCCUGAACAAAAGAAAACACAAUAGAUCAUAUUCUAAUGUUUCAUCAUCAUCAUCAUCUGAUGAAAGCCCAAGUUCAGAGUCUGAAAAUAAUGAUUCGGACGUUGAGAAUAAACGGCCACGUCUUGCGGCUGCUGUUCCUUUGUCUACUUUUUCCCACCCAAAUGUAUUGCAUCAAAGCCAAACAAUAUUCUCUCCAGCCUCUAAGGAGAAAGAAUUACUUCAAACACGUAAGGAAGAUGGUUCCCAUCUCUAUGCUACCACAGUUUCUCAAGAAUCACCCCAAAAGACCCCUGAAACACCAAGCAGUUAUCAGGAUAAGGGUAAUAUUAAGAAACCAAUAUUAACUUCGUUAAGUGAUUUGGCUUUGCGUGGAGUUCCCGAUGUUGAAUCAACUUCCACGGUAGAUCCUGUGACAAAAGAUAUUAAGAAAAGCAAAGAUGAAACAACAGAUGGUGAAACUACAGAUGAAGUAGGCUCCUCGUCGUCUUCAUCAGCGACAGAUAGUGAUGAUUCAGAUAGUGAUCAAGACACUUCCGGAAAGUUUAUAAAUAUUAAAAAAUUGAAUAAAGGCAAACCCAAGAGGAAUAAAGGGGGGUUUUCUGCUCUUAUGAAGGACGCUAGAAAAUUUUGA